GCGAGCCAUGCCGAGCUGAAGCUCUCUAGGAACCACACAAGAGCCGCAGCCGCCAGCCAGUCAGAUCCAUGGCGGCGCUGCUGGGCGACGAGGGGGUGGGGCGGGUGCGGGUGCGGAAGAAGGACUUCUGCCACAUGGAGAAGCAGGCGGCCGGCGGCGGCCGGGCGCUCAACGUGCUCCAGGGCCUCGAGCUGCACACCGCCGUCUUCUCCCCCGACGAGCAGAAGGCCAUCGUCGCCUGCGUCCUCGACCUCCAGGACCAGGGCCGCCGCGGACUCCUCAAAGAGAGAACCUACUCGGAGCCGCGGAAGUGGAUGCGGGGGAAAGGGCGAGCGACGAUCCAGUUCGGCUGCUGCUACAACUACGCCACCGACAAGGCCCGCAACCCGCCGGGGAUCAUCCGGGACGCCGCCCACGGCGCCGUCGACCCGCUCCCGCCGCUCCUCUCCGCCAUGGUCCGCCGCCUCGUGCUCUGGCGCGUCCUCCCCCCGUCGUGCGUCCCCGACAGCUGCAUCGUCAACAUCUACGACAAGGACGACUGCAUCCCGCCGCACGUCGACAGCCGCGACUUCCUCCGCCCCUUCUGCACCGCCUCCUUCCUCGCCGAGUGCGCCAUUUUGUUUGGGAAGGAGCUCAGGGUACUCGGCCCCGGCGAGUUCGCCGGCGCCGCCUCCAUCUCGCUUCCUUUGGGGUCUGUGCUCGUGUUGAAGGGGAAUGGCGCGGAUGUGGCCAAGCAUUGCGUGCCGGCUGUGCCGGAGAAGAGGAUCUCGAUCACGUUCAGGAAGAUGGACCCUGCCAAGGUCCCCUUUGGGUUCAGACCUGAUCCCUUGCUGCAGAAGCUCGCGCCAUUGCCGCUGCCGACGCUUCCUGAGGUCCGGCCGGCCAUGGCGUUGGCGAGCGUGGCUGAUCAUCCUCAGCGGCAGCAGAAGAACGGAGGAGGAGCAGGGGAGCAGAUUCAGAGCACGGCUCAGCAGCAGGCGCCGCCUCUGAACCCGGCUGCCGCUGGACAGAGAAUUACCGGCGGCGGCGGCGGCGGCGGCGGCAGCGUGCCGUUCUGUCUCUCCGCCGACGAGUUCCCGGCGCUUGGUGCUUCGCCGGCCGGCGGACGACGCGGAAGACGAUAGAGAAGAUGAUGUUUUCAGAGUUUUUGCCUCCUUGGAGGGAGCUCAUAUGCUGUGCCUGUAAGAUUAUUCGUUAUUGUUUUUUAGAGUCGGCUGUGACAGUAGACACCAUUCAUUCGUUAUAUGUGUACUGAUCAUUCAUCAGAAAUAAAAGAAAAGGCGUGCUAUUGACUAUCA
Brachypodium distachyon (stiff brome) is the source of this 1298-nucleotide messenger RNA. Its product is annotated as RNA demethylase ALKBH5. The record is from RefSeq and is a predicted model, not a curated record. The transcript is spliced from 2 exons. Gene Ontology annotation, molecular function: mRNA binding; demethylase activity. Bases 69 to 1124 code for a protein of 351 amino acids. Gene Ontology annotation, biological process: mRNA catabolic process. NCBI's taxonomy places the organism in Eukaryota, Viridiplantae, Streptophyta, Magnoliopsida, Poales, Poaceae.